CUAGAUGUGAUCCUCAUCGUUCACUCAACGAUCACACAUACUCUGACGAACGAUCUCAAAUCGCAGCUUCAGGUUGGUUUUUACCAUCGAUGAAUUAUCUAUAAACGCACAGCGUUGUGGCGGAAGAAGAUGUCGACGGCGGAGAAGAUGAAGGCGGCGGAGAAGCUGUUGUCGCUACUCUCCGAGCGGAAGAAAUCGAUAAUCGAACACGUGAAGCAACAAACGGAGUCGUACAGCCAGCACCUCGCUUCCAAACUCCUCAUUGAAGGAAUUGACCCUCCCUCUUGGCUUCGGGACCCUAGUAACUCGGCCUCGAAAGAGCUAAAUGAAGAAGACCUUAUCUCCAGACUUCUAAGUCAGUAUCCCCAACCAUCAGCCCGUUGCUCUAUUGCAUGCUACCCAGGACAUAAGAACUUAAUGAUUACUGGAGCUCAUGAAAAAUUUAGUGAUGGAGAUGUAGAACUUCCAGCUGCUAAUGAAGAUCUUGAUCGAAAAAAUGACCCAGCAGCACCUGGAUUUAGCGGUGAGGAUCAUGGUGAGUGUGCGCUCAAACUAGAUGCUAGUGCUGCAUCACGUGAGGAUCAGACAGAUGAAAGGAUCUUAAAUAACCACGCUGUAGAUCAUGAAAAGUUUAGUCAUGGAGAUGUUGUGGAAAUUCCAGCUGCUAAUGAAGAUCUUGAUCAAAAAAAUGAUCCAUCAGCACCUGGAUUUAACAGUGAGGAUCAUGGUGAGUGUGUGCUCAAACUAGAUGCUAGUGCUGCAUCACCUGAGGAUCAGACAGAUGAAAGAAUCUUAAAUAAUUACACUGGAAUCCAGAGGUCCAAGUCCAGACAAAAAGCUCUCGAGCUCCGCAGCAGUGCAAAAGCACCAGCGAAGAGUGGUGUAAGACAUAGCAGUAUCAAUGAUGUUGUUUCUAGCCAGAUUAGGUUUUCUCUCUCUAGCACAAACCAGCCUUGCCAAAAUGAUGAGGUGUCCCAAUUGGGAGAACCCUGUAUAAUUGAUAGUCAAAGUAGUGAGAACAGGAAUGUGGUCGAAGCUCAUUGCUUAAGUAGAGAAGUGGGACUGGCUGCACACUCUGAGAGUAGGUCUGAAACUUAUGCAGAAGCCCCAAUUUCUGUUGUAGGUUCUUUUCCAUUGGGUUGCUCAUCUAAGGACUACAACGAAAAUGCCGCAUCUCAAGACGCUAGAGUAAAGAGAAAAGAAUCCAUCCCUAUCUCUGACACUGAGCAUGCUGAUAAUCAUGUUAGGUCUCCAAAAUCAGCUGGGCCAUCUGCUAUCUGUAGUCAAAGCUUUAGAGACAGGGCAGAAGAAAAUGCAGAUUUUCUGUGCGAGGAUGAAGAAAAAAAUGUUUGUUCUGGUGAAAUCAUUAGGUCGGAAAUUUCUAGCAGAAGGCAAAGUUGUGGUUGUGACUCACCCGAGGCUGGUAGUUCUUUUGAUGAUUAUCAGGGAAUAGAUAUUACUAUGAAGGAUGCUGGGGAUGAUCUACCCCCAGAUUGUGUUGAUGGAUCUUUAAUGAAGAUUAAUUUUUUUAACCUUCAUAAUGAAGGUUGUGAUGCCCAAGAAUCAGUUCUAGAAGAUUUUCCAUCUCUGAGUUCUAUUCAAUGCAAUGCCUGUAUAGUUAAGAUUUCUGAUUUGAAAGUACCCUCUGCAUCUGCUAAGGUGUAUGGAGGCAUUCUUGCUUCAUCAAGUGCAGGAUCAGCAAGACGAGUUAAUGAUUUGCUAGAGCUAUCGGGGUUAGUUAAACCAUCUGAUGAAUGUUAUAGGGUGACAAGGUCGCAAACUCAUUCUUAUGGCAAAGAAACCUAUCGACCUGUAACUUAUAAUGAGGGUAUAGAAUCCACCAUCUCAGACUGUGAAGGAAAGUCUGCUGAACAACUCCAGAAUUCAAGUGGUCAAUAUAUUCCUCCCUAUCUUGGUACCCAUACGGCGCUUCAUGAUGAUGAAAAUGGCAAGCUUGUUAUGGCCAGUGAGCUUUGUUUGCCUGAUCAUGUUGAUAAGUCUUGUCUUUCCAGUUCUAACUAUUCUAAGCAGAGAAGAGGGUUGGAGUCUGAAGUUGCACUUACUCCAUCAGAUUCUUUUGCAUCUGUGGAACCAAAACAGUUUGAGUUGAAAGAAAUGGAAGAGUACUACUUGAAAGCCUUCACUUCUACAUCUGGAAAGAAGUUGAGUUGUUCCUUGCAUGAUCCUGAUGUAUCACUAGAUAAAGGAAUUUGUGGUGGAAAUAAUCAGCCAUCUUCAAGUAAGGAGUUACCAGGGAUGUCAUCAGAUAUCUCAAGUAAAGGACAGAGAGCCCAUAGGGAUUCCUUUCAACCUGAUGUUCAGGAGAGUCCAGACACCCAAAUUGGGAACUUUGGACCAGUUAUAGGCAGUGAGAAAUUAAAUGCUUCCAAAGAUAGUUCAGAAGCUGAGCUAAAUUGUAGAAGUUCUGAAGUUCAGCAUGAGAAUCUGCUAUCUAAAAUGGUCGACAUAACUGAUAUUCAAAUUCCUCCAAUGAAGUUACAAGUUAAACAUGGGCUUGAGUCCUCUCCUGUACACUGCAUGGAACAGGGGAAUUUAAAUGAUGAAGCAAGUAAUAAGGGUGAAUUGGUCUCAAGUGCUCCAGAAAGCAAAAACUCAAGGCUUUCAUAUGCCCAGCACUCAGCCAAAGACCCAGCAGCGAAGUCCGAUGAUUGCUCAAUUAAGAAAGCAAGGACAAAUUCAAUUGCAGUUAAAGAGAUAAAGCAAUAUCCUGCUCAGCAAUCUCAAAUAUUGUCAUGGCCUGAGAGUGAAGUUUGUAGCAAUCAUGGAGAUUCAUCACUGGGGAAAACUUCAUUGGGAAAAUCUAGUAUGAUCAGGUUAGAUGAUAAAAAUUCAUCACUCGAGAGAAGACUCAGACAUGCGAAAAUUGAAUCAUGGCCGCAGGUCAAAAGAAGGAAAGUUGAACACCAGCAAGCUCAUGGCUUUGCAACUUCCAAGUGCUUUCGGGUGACAAAGCCUCGUGCCUUUCAAAGGGAUCAGGAAACCAUGGAAAUUGAUAUAGACAGUGGUCUUGUGGUACAUGUAGAAAAGAGCACGAAUGAUGGAAUAUGCUCAGAGGUGCACACUAAUCUGAUGGAAGAAAUUCAAUCUGCUAUAUCAUCUCAACAUGGAGAGAUUAUGCAGGUUGAAUCUUGCUACAUCGAAAAGAAUGAAACAUCUCCUGUUAUCAAUGACGAGCAGUUAGUUGCGACCAUCUCAAGCGUGGCCAUGAAAGAAUCCCGAAACUCACAAGGAUGCUUUAUUGAGGGAACCAGAACUUCAUCUUUAAGUUGCAACUACCAUGAUCCAAGAAUGUCUGGGGAUAAACAAUGUAGACAGAACUUAUGUAAUCUCGAAAACAAUACUGAUAAUCUAAGUUCUGAAAUUUUGAACCUCAGCAGUACACUGCUUGAAGAAAUACAACAAUCUCCCAACUCGGAGGAUGGUUUACAAGUACAGCAUUCUGUUCUUUGCUCAAGCAAUGAAGACCUGCAACUUACUGAUUUUGAUCAUAUGCCUGUAUAUGAGGGGUUCAUUGUUAAUGCACAAACAGACACUGGAGAACUGGAUUUUGCAGCAGAUGAAUUUGACCUUGGUGAACUGGAACUUCCUAGGACGGCACUGGAACGUGCUAGCAUUCUAGCUGAAAUUUGCAGAUCUGCUAGCUUGGAUACACCCUCAUCCCAUUUCAAAUUUCAGGACACCAGAAAUUUGUGUAAAUCUUUAUCUGAUGAUGGUCAUCUUGAGCACAUGGAAUUUGGAAAUGAUCAUCCUUUAGAUGCUGAUGUUGGGAUAUUUCAAUCUUGUAGCAGUUCAUCAGAUGAUUACAAGGAUGCCGUUGAUGGGAUGCCUUAUUCUGCUUCUCUUGCUUAUUCUGGUGAAAGAUAUGGUUGGGAUUCAAGAAAUCAACCGCCAUCUCCAGUUGGAAAGCUUUGGAACCAACUCUCAUUCCAUACGGGGAGUUCAGGAAAAUGUUCGAGUUCAAAUCCAGAACUUACUUGCUUCCCGAUAGAGGAAGAUCCCAGUAGUAGUGGAGAGAAUAAAACUACAGAAGAGAAUACUGGUGAUACACAAGAUGAAACUGAUUCACCAUUGUCAAACCACUGUGAUAAAAGGCAACCACUUACAGAUUUGACAAAUGUGUGUACAAAUCCUCCCAUGUCAAAAUUUAGUGUCACCGGGACACCAGAGAAGGCACUCUUUGGUCAUAAGUAUCAGGGUAAGAAAGAUAGUGAGACCAGAAAAAAGCAGACUUCAUCUACUCGUGCUGCUGAUGGUAGGAAACACCAACUUUCAUCCAUUGGCCCAAAUGCAAUCAAAAGGGCCAAAGAAUCAGUGAACAAUAGCAUCAGCAAGCCAAUUGUGUCAACUAAAACCAGUUUGCAAGGUCAGGAUCAAAAGCUUUCUUUGAGAGAGUCUAGAAGGAAUAACAUUGUCUCAAAUGUUAGUUCCUUCAUACCACAGCUACAAAAAAAACAAGCAGCUACAGCAUUUCAAGGAAAAAGAGAUGUCAAGGUGAAGGCCCUGGAGGCUGCAGAGGCUGCAAAACGUGUAGAAGAGCAAAAAGAAAAUGAACGUAAGAGGAGGAAGGAAGCAUUAAAACUUGAACGAGCAAAGUUGGAAGAAAAAAAUUUGAAACACAUGGAAUUGGAGAAGAAAAAGAAAGAAGAGGAGCGCAAGAAAAAAGAUGCUGAUGUUAUUGCGAAGAAAAGGCUGAGAGGGGAAGAAGAGAAGAAGGAGAAAGAGAAGAAAAGAAUGCGACUAGAAUCAAGGCAGAGGCAAAGGGAACAGGAAGAAAAGAAACGUGUAGCCAGACCUGAAAAAGAAAAUCAACGGACCAAGGAUGAACAAAUGAACAGAAAGAAGGAAUUUAACAAUGAAUCUAAAAGGCAGCAGAACAAGGAAACCACUAGAGGAGAAUGUGUGGCCUUGCAAAAGACAGACAAUAAUUUAACUUCCAAUGAAGUUGUGGUAAAUUAUGAAGAAUGUGGUACUUCUGGUUUAUCUUGUGAUGGAGAGGGGAUGCAUGCAGUGGAUAAAUCACCCAGAAAUGAGGACUUGAUAGUUCAGAACAGUCAUGGAAAAUCAUAUGAGAUCUCUCCAUACCAGUGCUCAGAUGAUGAAGAUGAAGAAGAUGAUGAGUUGCCCACCAAGAAAUAUAUUCCAUCAUGGUCCAGUAAAAGCUCCAUCGCUCUGUUUUUACCAUUGCAGCAUCAAUUGGACCCUGAUGUGAUUUUCCCCCUUGAAAGUUUUUGCAGUAUCGAUGAAAUUUUGCUUCCUCGCAAGCUACAACAAAAGCAGGUGGCUGCAUGAAUGAAAUUAUUGGCUGUUGAUGGUCAUCUCUCGAAUUUUUGUUGAUAGAUUCUGACCGAGGCUUCCUAUGCUCAAAAGUGUGUUGAUACUGCUCGUGUCUGCAUGAGAUGAUAUUUGGAAUUCCGGGCUUUUGAUAUUCGUCGUAUGCAACUAGGAAUGAUUUUUUUCACUUGUUAAGAUGGGCAGAUCAGUUGGUCCAUGAUUCCGUGGGAUAUUAAUAUAUUGUGUACAUGAGAAAAGAAAAAUCAAGCGUCCUUAUUUAGUAUGUGGGAGAUCAGAUCAGAUCAGAUCAUACUGGAACUUGAAAAGGAAUAAAGAGGACAAACCUAACAUGUAAAUGUUCUUUCGUCUUUCCGUUGUGAUGAAUCCAUUUUUGUUCUUUCAUCUGAUGAAACUGUGCUAAUUCCAGUGCUGGGAACAUAAUUAGUAUAUGCCACAACCAUAUGAAAUCAUUGUAGAAGUCGAGUGAAUUAAGUUCUUUAACUAUUGCAAUUUUUUGUGACAUUGGCUAGGAAUUGCCUUAUCCCUCUA
Molecule: messenger RNA, 5841 nt
Organism: Salvia miltiorrhiza (redroot sage)
Lineage: Eukaryota; Viridiplantae; Streptophyta; Magnoliopsida; Lamiales; Lamiaceae
Exons: 10
Coding region: 130-5310 (1726 amino acids)
Source: RefSeq, a predicted model, not a curated record